Molecule: messenger RNA, 1042 nt
Organism: Andrographis paniculata
Lineage: Eukaryota; Viridiplantae; Streptophyta; Magnoliopsida; Lamiales; Acanthaceae
Product: superoxide dismutase [Cu-Zn], chloroplastic
Exons: 8
Coding region: 78-764 (228 amino acids)
Biological process (GO): removal of superoxide radicals
Molecular function (GO): superoxide dismutase activity; copper ion binding
Source: RefSeq, a predicted model, not a curated record
UAUCCCACAAUACAAUACAAUACAAUACAAGCCACUCAUCAGCUCCAAUCCCUCUGUUCCAAUCCUUGAAGUUGAAGAUGCAGUCGGCCUUGGCGGCGCACACCCUCGUCUCCGCCGCCGCUCCGGCGGUCCACCGCUCCCUCUUUCCGCCCAUCUCUACCUGCUCUGCUUCCCUUGAUUCCUCACGCAAUUCAUCGAUUCGGCUCAAUUCCUGCUUCCAUGGGGUCGCACUGAAAGCCACUGCUCCUUCAUUCUUAUCCGUCUCAGCCCCCACACCAAAUCGCCUAACUAUUGUAGCUGCAGCCAAAAAGGCCGUCGCCGUGCUCAAAGGCACAUCGGACGUCGAAGGUGUUGUCACUCUAACGCAGGACGGCGACGGUCCGACCACAGUGAGUGUUCGAGUAACUGGACUUACUCCAGGGAAGCACGGCUUUCAUCUGCAUGAGUUUGGUGACACUACAAAUGGAUGCAUAUCCACAGGACCACAUUUUAAUCCGAAUGGUCUGACACAUGGAGCUCCCGAGGAUGAAGUUCGUCAUGCGGGUGACCUGGGAAACAUAGUUGCUAAUGCUGAUGGUGUGGCUGAAGCAACAAUUGUCGACAGUCAGAUACCAUUAAGCGGUCCUAACUCUGUUGUUGGAAGAGCUUUUGUGGUUCAUGAACUUGAAGAUGAUCUUGGAAAGGGUGGUCAUGAGCUCAGUCUUAGCACUGGAAAUGCAGGGGGCCGUUUGGCUUGUGGUGUCGUUGGUCUGACUCCUCUCUAGAUCUCUUGUCUUUCAACGAGAAGUCAUCCGAAUGCUGUAUGCAUCCUUGCGAUGUUUUUGUUUUUCGAAUGGUUCAUAUAUAUAGAGAGAGGGAUGUGAUGGCAAAUGGAUGCUGUUGUGUUCAAGAUUGUUGUAGAAAAUAAACAGUCUGUUUGACAUUAACCGCACUGUAAUUUGGUGAUGAUUCAUUCAACACGGAAACUAUCUUUCGUGCCAGUGUGUUGUUUUUGAGCUUCACCGUUGUUAUUGAAGGAACGAAUAUCCGUCCGUUUAGCUUA